This is a messenger RNA of Aplosporella prunicola CBS 121167, 1828 nucleotides long. RefSeq lists its product as uncharacterized. The coding region runs from base 69 to 1694 and encodes 541 amino acids. Gene Ontology annotation, cellular component: chaperonin-containing T-complex. NCBI's taxonomy places the organism in Eukaryota, Fungi, Ascomycota, Dothideomycetes, Botryosphaeriales, Aplosporellaceae. The record is from RefSeq and is a predicted model, not a curated record. Gene Ontology annotation, biological process: protein folding. The transcript is spliced from 5 exons. Gene Ontology annotation, molecular function: ATP-dependent protein folding chaperone; ATP hydrolysis activity; ATP binding.
AGCCGCCGCAACCCCCUCCCUGUCGCCGAGAAAGAAAACCCCGCCGCAGCGACGCGUACAAAGUCAAGAUGCAGGCUCCCGUGGUGGUUAUGAACACCCAGUCCGGGGAGAGGCAGUUUGGCCGCAAGGCACAGCUCUCCAACAUCACCGCCGCCAAGACCGUCGCAGACAUCAUCCGGUCAUGUCUCGGUCCCAAGGCCAUGCUGAAGAUGCUGCUCGACCCUAUGGGCGGUAUCGUCCUGACCAACGACGGCCAUGCCAUCCUCAGAGAAAUCGAGGUCGCCCACCCCGCCGCCAAGAGCAUGAUCGAGCUCAGCAGGACGCAAGAUGAGGAGGUCGGAGACGGCACCACCAGUGUCAUCAUAUUAGCUGGUGAAAUGCUGGCGCAGUCCCUUCCUCAGCUGGAGCGCAACAUCCAUCCCGUUGUCAUAAUAAACGCCUUCAAGCGCGCCCUGAAAGAUGCCAUCUCCAUCAUCGAGGAGAUCUCGAUACCCGUCGACGUCAACGAUGACAAGGCCAUGUACUCGCUCAUCCAGUCCUCCAUCGGUACCAAGUUCGUCUCGAGGUGGUCGGAGCUCAUGUGCAACCUGGCUCUGAAGGCGGUGCGGACCGUCUCCCUCGAGGUCGGCAACGGCAAGCGUGAGGUUGAUAUCAAGCGGUACGCACGUGUGGAGAAGAUACCCGGUGGUGAAAUCGAGGAGAGCUGUGUCCUGGACGGUGUCAUGCUGAACAAGGACAUUACGCACCCCAAGAUGAGGAGGCGGAUUGAGAACCCCAAGGUCAUCCUGCUCGACUGCCCGCUGGAGUACAAGAAGGGCGAGUCUCAGACCAACAUCGAGAUCACCAAGGAGGAGGACUGGAACAAGAUUCUGCAGAUUGAGGAGGAGCAGAUCAAGACCAUGUGCGACGCUAUAAUAGCGCUCAAGCCCGACUUGGUCAUCACGGAGAAGGGUGUCUCUGAUCUUGCUCAGCACUUCUUUGUCAAGAACAACAUCACCGCUCUCCGUCGCGUGCGCAAGACGGACAACAACCGUAUUGCCCGUGCCACCGGCGCAACCAUUGUCAACAACGUCCAGUCCAUCCAGCCCUCCGAUGUUGGUACCCGCUGCGGCCUGUUUGAGAUCUCCAAGAUUGGUGAUGAAUACUUCACCUUCCUUACCCAGUGCGAGGACCCCAAGGCCUGCACGAUCCUCCUGCGCGGCCCCUCCAAGGACAUUCUUAACGAGGUGGAGCGCAACCUGCAAGAUGCGAUGGGCGUUGCGCGCAACGUCAUCUGGAACCCCCGCCUCUGCCCCGGCGGUGGUGCGACCGAGAUGGCCGUGGCCGUGGGUCUCGAGAAGAAGGCCAAGGCCGUCGAGGGUGUUGCGCAGUGGCCGUACCGCGCUGUGGCCGAGGCCAUGGAAGUCAUCCCGCGCACGCUGAUCCAGAACUCUGGCUCUUCGCCCAUCCGCGUCCUGACGCAGCUGCGCGCCAAGCACGCUGAGGCCGAGAACGGCAGCACGUGGGGCAUUGACGGCGACAGCGGCAAGCUGGUGGACAUGAAGGAGUAUGGCGUGUGGGAGCCCAUGGCGGUGAAGGAGCAGAGCGUCAAGACGGCGAUUGAGAGCGCAUGCCUGCUGCUGAGAGUCGACGACAUUUGCGCUGCGAAGGCGGCGAAGCAGGCCGGUGGCCCUAUCGGUGGCGGAGAGGAGUAAAACGCUAUCAUGACGAAUCGGGCGGGCUAAAAUAGCGGCCUUGUCGGGCACGAUUGUGGGCAAAUUAAAAAAGAAUUGAUGUACUGAUGUAGCAUAGAAUUUUCUGCCCAUCGAAUUGAACGUCAAACAAGUCC